Molecule: messenger RNA, 867 nt
Organism: Aspergillus pseudoviridinutans
Lineage: Eukaryota; Fungi; Ascomycota; Eurotiomycetes; Eurotiales; Aspergillaceae
Product: DUF2985 domain-containing protein
Exons: 2
Coding region: 1-867 (288 amino acids)
Source: RefSeq, a predicted model, not a curated record
AUGACGGACCAAUGGCUUCAAGUAACUUCCAGGCCUCUGAGAGAGCCGAGUUGCGCAGAUGAUGAGGAAGGCGACGCAUACCCGAGCAUUCCUCCCAGCAGCUGCAAUCAUGAAACCACAGCUCAAAAGGCAAAGGGGGUAGAUCUCGGGUUUAUGUCCCUCGGAUCGUCGCCGACGGGCUCAUCGUCCGAUUUGAUAGGAAACGGCCCAUCUCGAAGCAAGACGCAUAAGGCCUUGGAUCUCUGGCAAUGGCUCCGAACCCCGCUCGGAAUCCUAGUCACACUGUAUGGACUCAAUGUUAUCGCCUGGGGAGGGAUGCUUUUCCUCCUUCUCUGCAACGCUGCCCCCGCCAUGUGCGAUCCCUCCUGCAACGACCCGAACUCACCGCGACGAAAGUGGAUUGAAAUCGACUCCCAGAUUCUCAAUGCAUUGUUCUGCAUUCCCGGGUUUGGUCUGGCUCCCUGGCGCAUGAGGGACCUCUACCUUUGGAUCCGCUGGCGGAUUGCAAAAGACGACGCUGCGUUUGCUCGUCUACGCCAUACGCACCGUGCCUGGUUUGAUUGUGCGCCCGAGGAGAUGAAUCGCAAAGGUGCUGGUAGCGCACAGGAAACCGUGGAUAUCUCAGGAUACUCGGUCUCGACCUCGACCCCGCUCUGGAAAAUGAGCAUGGUGGUGUGGUGCAAUACCUUGAACACGGUGUUCCAGGCCUGCUUGGCGGGCUGUAUGUGGGGUAUGAACAGAUUCACUCGCCCAAGUUGGACCACGGGUCUGUUUGUCGCGGCAGCUUGUAUCUGUGCUGGCUUGGGGGGUUGGAUAAUGUAUAAAGAAGGACAGAGGAGAAAGAAAAAGCAGCAGAGCCCAGUUUGA